Molecule: messenger RNA, 1362 nt
Organism: Penicillium maclennaniae
Lineage: Eukaryota; Fungi; Ascomycota; Eurotiomycetes; Eurotiales; Aspergillaceae
Product: BUD22 family protein
Exons: 2
Coding region: 1-1362 (453 amino acids)
Biological process (GO): maturation of SSU-rRNA
Cellular component (GO): 90S preribosome; nucleus
Source: RefSeq, a predicted model, not a curated record
AUGCCAAAGCGCAAGCUCUCCGAGCUCAACGGCUCCGACGAUCGCAAACUGUCGAUGAAGGCAGUGCGCCUCGGAGUCAAAUUCGACCACGGCGUGCAAAUGAUAUCGAAGGGCCUGAAGACCGCAAGAGGAUUUGAAAGACAGAAACUCAGCCGACGAGAGAAAACUGCCAAGUCGGAGAACAACUCUGCAGCAUUGUCGAAGCUAGCCGAGGAAGUGAAUGCGUUGAAGGCCCUGGACUACAACGUUACCGCCACGAAAUACCUGUUCAAACAACUGUCCAAGACAAAGCGCAUUGCGGAGUGCCCAGCAUUCAAGGAAUUUGAAGAAUCUAGGAAUAUCCCCACAAACGGCCCCAAGAGUACCGCCGAGGCCAAUAUCCUCGCGCGCCUGUUCAAAUCCACCCCUGUGAAGAAUGUUGUUCCUACCAUCAUAAGCGAGAUUCGGAAAUUGUUAGGAGUGGACGAGGCACCGGCUGGAAAGCAGGGCAAGGCCGAGACCAAGAAGGAUGCGGAGUCGAAGGAGAAAUCAGCACGAAAGAAGGCAGAGGCGUUAGAGUCGAUAUCUGGAUCCGAGGAAGAAGCGCAGCCUCUUCGAUCAAGUACACGGAAUGGCGAACCCGUGUCGCAUGAUAUGGAUAUCUCUGGGGAUGAAGAGUCAGGGAGCGAUGAAUUUGCAGACUUCGAUGCGCGACUAGGGCCGGGCUCAGACUCUGAAGGCGAAGAAGAUUCCGACGAAGAUCUGCCCGCAAAGAGCAGGGCUCUUGCAGACGACAUCUCCGACUCGGUCUCCCGAUCGCCAUCUCCCGCCUUUUCAGCUGCAGGUUCCCCACCUCCGAAGAAGACCAAGGCAACUAAGGGCCUCGAUGCCCCAGUGCAAAGUACAACAUUCCUUCCAUCUCUCAUGAUGGGUGGCUACUGGUCCGGCUCCGAGGAGGCCAGUGAAGGAGAGGAGGCAGCAGCUGCACCGAAGCGCAAGAACCGCAUGGGCCAGCAAGCCCGUCGUGCCCUUUGGGAGAAAAAAUACGGUGCGGGAGCGAACCAUGUACAGCAGGAGUUGAAGAAGCAGAAGAAGAGCAGAGACAGCGGGUGGGACACUCGAAAGGGAGCGACAGAUGGUGGCAGGGGAGGCAGAUUCGGUGGACGAGGAGGCUUCCAGGAUCGAGGCCUCUCGGAUCGACCGCAUAAUGUCCAUAAUGCCGGAGGCCAGCAGUCAGGCUCAGGCCCGGCCCAGAGCAGCAGGCCCAAGCCGCCUUCGAAGGACGACCAGGGCCCUUUGCAUCCGUCUUGGGAAGCAAAGAAGAAGCUCAAGGAGCAGGCAUCUAUGGCGAAAUUUCAAGGAAAGAAGGUUACUUUCGAUUAG